GCUUUCUUCUCUCUUGGCUAAAGAAGAAUUGAACUUGAAUGUGCAGCAAGUUAUCGUUAACAGUUGCUGUGAACCAUUGCUCUUGUGCAGUGCAAGGCAAAACAGCCAGGCAAAGUCUUUUCUGACAAUCAUCAGCAACUUAGCACACCAGUGUGCCUACCACUGCCUGCCAGAUGUUGACAUACCUACUCACAGUUCUGCACUGACCUCUGAGGAUAUCUCCACUCAGCCCCCAUCCUCUGGGAAUGACUUGAGCCAGCACACACUCACUGCCUCCUCCCUGGAUUUCCUGAAGUCUCAGUCGAAGCUAAUGGCCACAGUGGCAUGUCUGACUGCAUCUAAUAUACAGAAAAUUGCCAAAUCGAGUUUAUCUUGGAUGGAAUUUCGAGGCAAACGGGAAGUGCCCUUAAGCUUGGAUCAGAUUUCCAGGGAGUGUGAGGCAUUGUUAAAGGAGUUCCCAAUAUUGGAACGAUUUCUUCUUGCUAUGUUUGAGCCACUUCAGAAUCAGCAAGAGGAGGGUAGCAGUUUGUCUACUGUCCUCUCUGGCAAGGCAUACAUAUCUCUAGUUCUCCUAGGACUGCAUUCCACCACAGCUGUUAAGGUAUUAAUGGGAGUCUUUGAACAAGCUCUUGCUGCCAAGGAGUGGGACAGAGCUCUGAAGGUCUUGGAUCUGUACAGUCAGGAUGUGGAGGAACUGAUCAGCGUGAAGGAUUCUGUGCUGAGCUGUGCAACUGCUGAAGAUAAGGAUGGUUGGCAAUACUUGUUCCAAGUGAAAAAUGCAACGCUGAGAAGUAGGCUGGCCCUGCGCUAUCUGGACAAAUGGCCCCUUGAUGCAUGUUUGGAAAUCCUAGCUUAUUGCAUUUCUGAUUUGGGCGUAACUGACGAACUAAAAGCCAGUCUGCAGAGCAGGAAGAAAGAACUUCAGGUUUAUCAGAAGAUUUUGAAUAUGCAAAAUGAACCGUUGUGGAAUGACUGGCAGGAUCUGAAAAAAGCCUGCACUGAUGACCCCCAGACUGUCAUGCACAUCAUUCUGAAAGCAAAGCAUUAUGAAUUGUGUGAGGAAUGGGGGCACUUGUAUCCAGUCCCAAGAGAAGACUUGAUCAACCUUCACCGUGGGCACCUUCUCCACUUACUGGAGAUGGGAGACAUGGAAAAAGCAUUGCAGCUUUUACAAAGAGUUGAAGACCCUGGUAUUUGCCUUGCCAUCACUGAACAGUCCCUUGACCAGCAUCCGAAUUUGGCAGCCUCUCACUUCUUGGCUGAUUAUCUCACAGCUCACUUCUAUGCAAAUCUGACAACAGCACGCCGUAAUGAAAUCCAGGCUCUCUAUAUGGGAUCCAAAGUGCUGCUGACUCUGCCUGAGUUCUCCCGGGUUAACUACUUCCACCUCUCCUCCAGGCCACUGCUCAUGCUGGAACAGCUCCUCAUGAACAUGAAGGUGGACUGGGUAGCUGUCGCUGUGCACACACUGCACCAGCUCUUAGCUGGUCAGGAAAUCGGUUUUGCUGUAGAAGACAUUGACCAUUUGCUCUCCAAGUAUGCAGAAAAAGCUCUCAACUUCCCUUUCGCGUUAAAAGAAAAGAGAUCAGAUUCUCUGAUACGUAUCCAAGAAAGUCUCAGUCAGGUAUUAGAGAGUGAAGCACUGUCUAAAUCAGGAUCAUCGGAACUAUCUCCUGUCAGCUUUACUGGUGUCACCAUAUCUGCAAGUCCGAGAGACAGAAGUCUGCAGCAGAAUUUGUUUCCUCAAGAAUUUGUGCCUCCUGAGAAGCCACCACCAAAGCAGAAAUGGAUACCUGAUGACACCGAGACAAUAUGUAUGGUUUGCAGAACUGAACGCUUUACUAUGUUCAACAGGCGCCAUCACUGCAGGCGCUGUGGCAGGCUGGUGUGCAGCUCUUGCUCCACCAAGAAAAUGGCAUUAGAGGCUUGCCGAGAAAAUCUGUCUCGUGUGUGCGAUCAGUGCUAUAGCUACUACAACAGAGAACAGCUGCUUGGCUUGGUACAUGACACAAGCACCAGAAAAGAAGAUGAGGACCAAGUGGAAGAAACUUCUAAUAACGAGUAUUCCACGAUGGUGCGCAUACCCAAGACGACUGAGCUUGAAUGGAUUUUUUCCCUGAAUGAGGAGGAGAAUGAAAUUGUACGCAGUGAAUUUUAUUAUGAACAGGCUCCCAGCUCCUCCUUGUGUAUUGCCAUCCUUAGCCUGCACAGUGACAGCAUAGUGUGUGGCCACCAAUUGAUAGAACACUGCCGCAAGUUGUCCCAAGGGCUCACUAAUCCGGAGGUGGAUGCUGGUCUCCUUAUGGACGUCAUGAAACAAUUGCUCUUCAGUGCCAAAAUGAUGUUUGUGAAAGCUGGAAGGAGCCAGGAUCUAGCGCUCUGUGACAGCUACAUCAGCAAAGUGGAUGUGUUGAAUAUUUUGGUUGCUGCUGCCUACCGUCCAAUACCAUCUUUGGAUCAGAUUCUUCUCCCUGCAGCAGUAACAAGAUUAAGAAAUCAGCUUCUGGAAGCAGAGUACUAUGAACUAGCUGUAGAGGUUUCUACAAAAUCUGGGUUGGAUCCAGGUGGAGCCUGGCAUGCCUGGGGAAUGGCUUGCCUUAAAGCUGGAAAUUUAAGUUCAGCAAGAGAGAAGUUUAACCGAUGUUUAAAGCCGCCUAUGGAUCUAAACCAGCUGAACCAUGGUUCGAGACUGCUGCGGGAUGUGAUACAGUACUUGGAGUCCACAGUGAAGCCCAUACUCAUUGCGGAUGAUGAUUACUUUGCCACACUGAGGGAACUUGAAGCAACGCUGAGAACGAGAAGUCUGUCUCUGGAGAUGAUGUGUGAGGGGAAGAUUCAACACAACAGCUACUAUCAAGAGUGUCUGUUCUAUUUACACAGUUAUGGCACUAAUCUGGCGAUAAUAAGCUUUUACAUGAGACACGACUGUAUGAGAGAAGCACUUCUUCACUUGUUAAAUAAG
This is a messenger RNA of Eurypyga helias (sunbittern), 2962 nucleotides long. It is a transcript of the gene ZFYVE26, whose product is annotated as zinc finger, FYVE domain containing 26. The transcript has 15 exons. Gene Ontology annotation, biological process: mitotic cytokinesis; double-strand break repair via homologous recombination; regulation of cytokinesis. Gene Ontology annotation, cellular component: lysosomal membrane; midbody; centrosome. The annotation marks the transcript as partial. The record is from RefSeq and is a predicted model, not a curated record. Gene Ontology annotation, molecular function: metal ion binding; phosphatidylinositol-3-phosphate binding. Lineage: Eukaryota; Metazoa; Chordata; Aves; Eurypygiformes; Eurypygidae.